AUGGAUGACCCAGAAAUUUCUCCUAAAUUGGACCCUGGAGAUUAUGAAGAUAGAUAUCCGAAGAGAAAUCGUAAAAGCAAGAUUGAAGAUUUAAGUUCACUAGAAGAUGCAGAACUACAAAAUUACAUAGCCGAGAAACCCACUAAAUUGCCUUAUGAUAUUGAUGAGAUACUUACUUCACCUGACUUUGAAUAUGAUGAUGUUGUUAAAAGUAUUCCUGUUGAAGGUUGUUGCUUUAUAUUUUUUAGAAAAAAUAGUUUUUGUGUUUUUAAAGACUUCACGAUGGAUUACAUUAAAUCGACUGGCCUUACUACACCACUUUUCUUUUAUGUUCCACCGCAAAAGCUGGGAAUGAAUAUGCCUGAUCCAAACAAUUUCACGGUGGAUGAUGUUUUAGAAAAUGUUGGCAAAGACAGAAAAAUAGAAGUUGUAGAAGUCUGCACGCAAAAUGGGCGUUUAAUGAACUUGAGUGAUUUUAUCGACUAUUACAAGACGCCUGUUCAGGAGCGUAAAGAAUUAUUUAAUGUGCUUUCACUUGAAUUUAGUUCAACACCUUUGGCAGAUCUAGUAAGUGCUCCUGCUUUUGUACCAAAAAUAGACUGGAUUGACAAUGUAUGGCCAAAGGAAUUAUUUAAACGUCAGGAGAAUCUUUUGAGUAAAAGUUCAUGGGCACGCGAACAGGAUUUUUCAACUUAUCCAAAAGUCCAAAGAUAUUGCUUAAUGAGUGUUGCUAAUUGUUUUACUGAUUACCACGUUGAUUUUGGUGGCACCUCUGUUUGGUAUCAUAUUUUAAAAGGAGAAAAGGUCUUCUGGCUGAUUGAACCAACUGAAGAAAAUUUAAAAUUGUAUGAGGAAUGGAUACUUGGUGGCAGUAACAAUUCCUGUUUUUUCGGCAAAAUUGUAAAUAAAUGUACACGACUAUUUCUUAAGCAAGGAGCUACGCUGAUAAUUCCUUCUGGUUGGAUUCAUUGCGUUUAUACACCAUGUGAUUCACUUGUAUUUGGUGGAAAUUUUCUUCAUUCAUUUUCCAUGCCAAUGCAAAUACGGGUUUCUCGUUCUGAAGAUAGGAUAAAGAUUGGAAGCAAAUACAGAUUUCCUCACUUCAAACAAAUUUUUUGGUGUUAUUUAGCCAAGGUGGUAAAAUUAGCGACUGGGCGAGUUUAUCAAAAAAUGCCGACUGUAGAAGCUUUUGUUGAUAAGGAAAUUGAUUUUGAGGGAACAUAUACAUUCAACCCUAUUCAACUUAAAUUUGGUGAUCAAGACCCUGAUCUAUUUAUACCUUCGGAACAUUAUGAUAUGGAAUACUUGCAUUCACUUUCACCUUUUGAAAUAAAUGGUCUUCAUUCACUUGUCAGAUUUAUGAAGCGCUUAUUAAAUUCAAAACAACCUGAAGUGAUUGAAGGAAUAACUCGACCAGCUCAUUUAAUUAUGGAACUCAAAGCUCUUUUAAACAAAAUCAAUUCAUUGGACCAAUUGAAUUUGCGCAAGGACAUUGAGCUAUUUCAGAAGAAGUCUAAAAUAUGUGGAUUUGCAGAGUGUACAAUUGACAAUAAAAAUCUAUUUCACGAACAAAUGGCUUUGGAUGUACAAGUACCUCGUAAAUCAAAAGCAGCUCGCCGAAACAUUUUGAAGUUGACAAAGAAAAAGCAAGAAUCAAAUCAACCUAUUUUAGUGGAUGGAUUACCUCUUCCUACAUUAGCGGCAGCCGAAGAAUCCUCCGGAAAUGGAUAUAAUCCUAUUGCUCAAGUGGUUAAACUUGGACAUAAACCAAUUGCUAGUGCUUGGCGACGUUCAUCCAAUAUGGUCAAAGCUUUGCCAUCAACCUCAGUUUCAAUUUUGAAAAGAAAAUCAUCUGAUUUUGAGCAACCAUCUACUACUGAAAGUGGUGAAACUUCUACUGCUGAUUCAAAUUUGCAAAUCAAGACAGAUCUCAAUGAACAACCAAUGUCUUCAGCUAUGGCUCAAUCCUCAAUGGAAUUUAAAAAUGCUUCAGAUGUAAAACCUGUUGUUCCUAAAAAAAACAAAGCUAAAUUCAAAAUUACUCGAAAAAUUAUUGAGAUGCAUGAUGAUUCACCUGAAUUUGUACAUCGUUCACCUCUUCAACGUUUUACUUCUGUUUGUCAACCAAAUAACAAAAAUUCUACGAACACUUUUGAGCAACCAGCAAGAGUCAAUAAUGCUAAUUGGAAUUCUAAUAAUGUCAAGCCUCCUACUGAACAAACUCAAAACCAACAACAAGUUUUUCAAAACCAACAAAGUUUCGCUCCGCGUAGAACUUUUAACAACCGUCAAAGAUUUGAAUCUGGAUCACGAUGGAAUGAUUCAUAUAAUAAUGAUGGACAUGAUCAAUAUAAUAACUUUGGUGUUCAUUCUUCCUUUCAAAAUUCUCCAUUUUAUCAUCAAGGAGGACGAGGUCAACAAAAUAGAUUUAGUAGGCCUUCAGAACAUCGAAGACAAACAUUUGAGCAACCAGCAAGAGCCAACUGGAACUCUAGUAAUAAUAGGAAAUAUGGUGACAAUUGGAACUCUAGUGAUAAUUGGAGAGCUGGUGAGUGGGUAGCUGGUGAGAGUUGGAAUUCUAACGAUAAUUGGAAAUCUGGUGACAAUUUUACCUCAAUGGAUCAAUCAUCUGCUGUUGAAAGAGUUGCGGAAAGAGCUACUACACCAGAGAAGAAUGAUUAUUUUGAGAAACGGAAUGAUAUACAAAUCGAGCCAAAGCAUCAGCAACAACCAGAAGAGUCACAGCCAAUAGAUACAGCAGUUAAUGAACUUCAUCAAAUUACUCAAAUAAUGAAUUUUCCAUGCGGUGCAUAUCCCUAUUCAUCUGUGGAUUGUGUUAAUAUUGCGCAUAUACCGCUUCCGCCUUCACCAAAAGCUGAGUUUUUCCAUACUCCAUUUACUGACAAUAAUAGUGUUUCAACUUCAACAAAUGUUUCAUCAGAUCCAUUUACAGAGGUUGAUCAACUUGCACAACUAGGGCAAAUGAUGCAUGAAUAUUGA
Messenger RNA from Meloidogyne enterolobii, 3000 nucleotides. The record is from the annotation of a GenBank genome assembly. Lineage: Eukaryota; Metazoa; Nematoda; Chromadorea; Rhabditida; Meloidogynidae.